Molecule: messenger RNA, 773 nt
Organism: Anguilla rostrata (American eel)
Lineage: Eukaryota; Metazoa; Chordata; Actinopteri; Anguilliformes; Anguillidae
Gene: sf3b6
Product: splicing factor 3b, subunit 6
Exons: 4
Coding region: 157-534 (125 amino acids)
Cellular component (GO): nucleus; cytoplasm
Molecular function (GO): mRNA binding
Source: RefSeq, a predicted model, not a curated record
UUCGUCGUCCAAGCCCCCUUUUUCCGGAUGCGCUGAAACUGCAUUGUGACGUCUGUUGAAUAAGUAUCUUUAGCCAGUGUUAGCAAAACAAAUCGUCUCCGUUUGAGUUUAAUUUGUGUCGUUCAAAGAAGGAAAUUCAACAAACCCCAAGCAAAAAUGGCUAUGCAAGCUGCGAAACGUGCCAAUAUUCGAUUACCUCCAGAAGUCAACAGAAUACUCUACAUUCGAAAUCUACCGUAUAAAAUCACAGCGGAAGAAAUGUACGACAUAUUUGGAAAGUAUGGACCAAUAAGGCAAAUCCGAGUUGGGAACACGCCAGAGAGCAGAGGAACAGCAUAUGUGGUCUACGAAGACAUAUUUGACGCAAAGAACGCCUGCGAUCACUUGUCUGGCUUCAAUGUCUGCAACCGGUAUCUCGUGGUCUUGUACUACAAUGCUAACAGGGCUUUCCAAAAAAUGGACACCAAGAAAAAGGAGGAACAGUUGAAACUCCUCAAGGAAAAAUAUGGCAUCAACACCGACCCACCAAAAUAGAUGUUUUGUUAAAUAGAAAGAUCCAUGUGUACAUCAUUUUUCUUAAAACUUCGGUGAUUUUGAUUAAAUUUGAGUGAUUUUGCCUCUCCCCCCCCCCCCCCCAUCGUAUUUACAAUGAUCUACUUUGUAUAAUACAUUUACAUUAUUUUGCAUCUUUUUAUACACUGUAAGACAGUGUGUAUGUAUGGUUAAUUUGUUCAGUCUGUGCAUUUGCAACAUUAAAAUGACAGUUUUUGUAA